Messenger RNA from Talpa occidentalis (Iberian mole), 7852 nucleotides. It is a transcript of the gene BMP2K, whose product is annotated as BMP2 inducible kinase. Gene Ontology annotation, molecular function: protein kinase activity; ATP binding. The record is from RefSeq and is a predicted model, not a curated record. Gene Ontology annotation, biological process: protein phosphorylation. The transcript has 16 exons. Lineage: Eukaryota; Metazoa; Chordata; Mammalia; Eulipotyphla; Talpidae. The coding region runs from base 31 to 3423 and encodes 1130 amino acids.
CCCCGCGCCCUCCAGCGCGCCGGCGGGACCAUGAAGAAGUUCUCGCGAAUGCCCAAGUCGGAGAGCGGCGGCGGCGGAGCGGCGGGCGGCAGUGCCGGCGGCAUCGGGGCCGGCUCCGGCGGCUCGUCCGUGGGCGUGCGGGUGUUCUCGGUCGGCCGCUACCAGGUCACCCUGGAGGAGUCGCUGGCCGAAGGUGGAUUCUCCACGGUUUUCCUGGUGCGUACUCAUGGUGGAAUCCGCCAUGCAUUAAAGCGAAUGUAUGUCAAUAACAUGCCAGACCUCAACAUUUGCAAAAGGGAAAUUACAAUUAUGAAAGAGCUUUCUGGUCACAAAAAUAUCGUGAGUUAUUUGGAUUGUGCUGUUAAUUCAAUUAGUGAUAAUGUAUGGGAAGUACUUAUCUUAAUGGAAUAUUGUCGAGCUGGACAGGUAGUGAAUCAGAUGAAUAAGAAGCUGCAGACGGGUUUUACAGAAACAGAAGUGUUACAGAUCUUCUGUGACACCUGCGAAGCCGUUGCAAGGUUGCAUCAAUGUAAGACUCCAAUAAUUCACCGAGAUCUGAAGGUAGAAAAUAUUUUGUUGAAUGAUGGUGGAAAUUAUGUACUUUGUGACUUUGGCAGUGCCACUAAUAAAUUUCUUAAUCCUCAAAAAGAUGGAGUUAAUGUAGUAGAAGAAGAAAUUAAAAAGUAUACAACUCUGUCAUAUAGAGCCCCUGAAAUGAUCAACCUUUAUGGAGGGAAACCCAUCACCACCAAGGCUGAUAUCUGGGCACUGGGAUGUUUACUUUAUAAACUUUGUUUCUUCACUCUUCCUUUUGGUGAAAGUCUGGUUGCUAUUUGUGACGGCACCUUCACCAUCCCAGACAAUUCUCGUUACUCCCGUAACAUACAUUGCUUAAUAAGGUUCAUGCUUGAACCAGACCCAGAGCAUAGACCUGAUAUAUUUCAAGUAUCCUAUUUCGCAUUUAAAUUUGCCAAAAAGGAUUGUCCAGUCUCCAACAUCAAUAAUUCUUCCAUUCCUUCAGCUCUUCCUGAACCUAUGACCGCUAGUGAAGCAGCUGCUAGGAAAAGCCAAAUGAAAACCAGAAUAACAGAUACCAUUGGACCAACAGAAACCUCAAUUGCACCAAGACAAAGACCAAAGGCUAACUCUACUACUGCCACUCCCAGUGUGCUGAACAUUCAAAAUUCAGCAACACCUGUUAAAGUCCCUGCUCUUGGUGAAUUUGGGAACCACAGACCAAAAGGAGCACUGAGACCUGAAAACAGUCCUGAGACUUUACUGGGUCAAGGCCCUCCUCAGCAGCCUCCACCGCAGCAUAGAGUACUUCAGCAGCUACAACAGGGAGAUUGGAGAUUGCAGCAACUUCAUUUACAGCAUCGUCAUCCUCAUCAUCAGCAGCAACAGCAUCAACUACUUCAGGAUGCUUACAUGCAGCAGUAUCAACAUGCAAUACAACAGCAACAGAUACUCCAACAACAGUUUUCAUUGCAUUCGGUAUAUCAGCCUCAACCUUCUGCAUCACAGUAUUCUACAAUGAUGCAGCAGUAUCAACAGGCUUUCCUGCAGCAGCAGAUGCUGGCUCAACAUCAGCAGUCUCAGCCACAGGCAUCACCUGAAUAUCUUACUUCCCCUCAAGAAUUCUCACCAGCCUUAGCUUCCUAUACUUCAUCACAGCAAACUCGGAUUGGAACUGUAAUGGACCCCUCCUACACUGCUAAUAGGUCAGUUGCUGAUAAAGAGGCAGCUGCAAAUAUUACAAGUCAGAAGAACAUCAGUAACCCACCUGAUAUGUCAGGGUGGAAUCCUUUUGGAGAGGAUAAUUUCUCCAAGUUAACAGAAGAGGAACUGUUGGACAGAGAAUUUGACCUUCUAAGAUCAAACAGACUGGAUGAGAACGCAUCCUCAGAUAAGAAUGUAGACCCACUUUCUGCUUCACAUAACCAUCCUCCAGAAGAUCUUUUUGGUUCUGUUCCUUUCAUUUCUCACUCAGGUUCUCCAGAAAAGAAAAUGGAACAUUCAUCCAUGAAUCAAGAAAAGAACACUGCAGCCCCUAUCAAGAAUAGGAAAGCAAGCCCAGUAUCUAAAGAUCACCGGCCUGCAAAGAAAACAUCAGAGAAUUUGUCAGUACAGGGUCAUGUGCAGAAGGGGAAUGAUGAAUCUGAAAGUGAUUUUGAGUCAGAUCCACCUUCUCCGAAGAGUAGUGAGGAGGAAGAGCAAGAAGAUGAGGAGGUUCUUCAGGGGGAGCAGGGAGAUUUCAUUGACGAUGAUACUGAGCCUGAAAAUCUGGGUCAUCGGCCUCUCCUCAUGGAUUCCGAAGAUGAGGAGGAAGAGGAGAAACAUAGCUCGGAUUCUGAUUACGAGCAGGUCAAAGCAGACUACAGUGACACGAGCCCUGUUUACAGAGACAAACCUGGCAGUGGGCCAGUCCCAGAUCGUAAUUCAACAGUCCUCGCCCCAGCCCAGCCGCCCCCUGAUGGUGGAGUGGAGAUCCUCAAACAAGAGUUCGAUGUGUUUGGCGCUGUGCCAUUCUCCGCAGUGCGUGCGCAGCAGUCCCAGCAAGGAGAGAAUGAAAAGAACCUCUCUAAACAGAUGCCUUUUCUUACUGAGGGGCUAGAGCAAGAGGAGUUUGAUGUUUUCACGAAGGCCCCCUUUAGCAAGAAGGUAAACUUACCAGACUGCCAGGCGCCUGAAGCACACACUCUCCCUGUUUGUCCCAAAAAUGUAGAUAUAUUUGGCUUCACACCAUUUCAGCCCUUACCCGCACCAACAAGUAAAAGUGAAAGCAAUGAGGAUAUUUUUGGGCUUGUGCCAUUUGAGGAAAUAACUGGGACUCAGCAACAAAAAGUCAAGCAGCGCAGCUUACAGAAACUGUCUUCUCGCCAAAGGCGCACAAAGCAGGACAUGUCAAAGAGUAAUGGGAAGCGGCAUCACGGCACGCCAACUAGCACAAAGAAGACUGUGAAGCCUAUCUAUCGCACUCCAGAGAGGGCUCGUAGGCACAAAAAAGUGGGCCGCCGAGACUCUCAAAGUAGCAAUGAAUUCUUAACCAUCUCAGACUCCAAGGAGAACAUCAGUGUUGCACUGACUGAUGGGAAAGACAGGGGCAGUGUCCUGCCCCAGGAGGAGAGUCUGUUGGACCCCUUUGGUGCCAAGCCCUUCCACCCUCCAGACCUGCCGUGGCACCCUUCCCAUCAGGGCCUGAGCGAUAUCCGUGCUGACCACAGUCCUGCCCUGCCUGGGCGGCCAAGGCCUAAUUCACUACAUGGGUCAUUUCAUAGUGUAGAUGCGUUGAAAAUGGAUGAUUUUGGUGCUGUGCCCUUUACUGAACUUGUGGUGCACAGCAUCACUUCCCAUCCGUCCCAACAAUCCCAGUCAGUCGAAUUAGACCCAUUUGGUGCUGCUCCAUUUCCUUCUAAACAGUAGAUCAGUCUGACGGACUCUUGGCAUUAACUCCUGUUUCAAAAAAAGUAUGAAUAGUUUUAUGAAUAUGAAAGAAAAUUUAUUUGUAUAGCUCUUUAUAGCAUUCAUUCUUACAGGUCAAUCAGAAUAGGAGAUUUUUAAAUAAACCAAAUAGAAAAAGGAAGGAAAUCGCAAGGUAGGCCUGGAGGCCUCUGCCAAGCAGGAGAAAAGAGAGCUGAAUUGUAUACUCCAACCCGGGGUUUCAGCCGCUGAUCUGACAGCACAGAAAUCCGGGGAAAGCACAUGGUACCUUCCCAGUUGCGUGGCCACUGAGAGGGAACUGGAAAACUGUGUGGUUAGUUUUAUAACAAAAUGUCACAUUUGUGUGUUAUGCCAGAACCCAGCAUUUUAAAACCAAGCUUAUUUUUCCAUACACAGGUUACAUUUGUGGAUUUUUAAAAAAUGUCUUUUCUGAUUUCCACACAGUAAACAAGUCUACUUUCCCCAAAUGAGUUGGAAAGUUAUUAUCUGGACAGUGCAGAUAAUUUAGUCCUUACACCUUUCUCUACAACGCAGAGCCAGAAGUCAAUGACUAUUGUGCCUAACACUCACUGCAUUUUAAAAAACAAGUGCCAUUAAUAUGAAAUAUCUACAUGGAAGGCUAGAACAAAAACUAAAGGGUAUUAUCUGACAUUUGGAAAAUGUAAAAGGAAAAAAAUAUAGCAGAAGAGGGGAAAAAAACCUCAGUACUUCACAAACACUGUUCGUUUUCUAAAACUUGUAUCAUGUUCCCAAUAAAGCAGAUCAUUGGAAAACUUGGGAGGACCAAGAUUCUAUAGAAAUUUUAUUUCAGAAAGAAAUGUGAAGCUGAAACCCUGAGUUUUUAAGCGGUUUACAAUAUCAAAUCAUGUUACAUUUACUAAUAUACUUAAAAUACCACCUUCACCAAAUGUUCCCCAAGUUGUAAUCAACACUUUUUGUUAGGUUUGGAGGGUGGAAUAGUUUUAAUAAAGUGCACAGAACAGUGAAAUCCACAAAGCCUUAUAGGUAGGACUUACAUGUCCUGCUGCAAAGUACCUCUGCACUGUUACACAAGAUCUGAAAAUGGCUGUAAGGUACUAGAUGACGAGGGACUAGCAUCUACACUCGGCUAGUUGAUUGCGUCCUUAGUGAAAAGAAUCCAUUUACCAAAUUGCCUUUCUUUUUUACACCACAGAUCCUAAUUAGAAACUUGAGAUUUUAUAGACAUUGUUUAAUAAGAUAGAAGUUACAUAUAUGAAUUAAUGUGAAUACAGUAUGUGUGCUUUCUGUGUCUCCAGCUAUUUUCAGUUAUAAUUAACUCUCCUUUCCUGUCAAAUCAACAUUUAGAAGUUUUCAGAACUGUUGGAGCUGUUUACUAGAAGGAGGUGGGAAACUUUAUUACCUGGCACUCUCCUGGCUUGCUGUAUUUUAAAUGAACUGAAUGCUUUUGAAUCCAAUUAAAAUGUGUUUUAUAAGUAAUCUUAUUAGAAUCUAUUAUAGUGUCCCCCAUGGGAUGAACUAUUUGUCUGUUUUCACAGUUCUAAGCAAAGUAUAUGUAACUAUAAACAAUUAAUUCACUUCUUUUAUUGUGCCUCUUUUUUAUAUUUUAAAUCAGACAAAUUUGUGGACAGGCACUGAGGCCAACCAAGCAUUACGUUAUUGCGUAAGAGUUGUACUUUUAGUGCACCAAUUACUUGUUCUUGUGCCAAAGGCAAAUAUUAUGUUUGCACCUUUAUUUUUCCUGAUUCUCAGGUUGAUUAAUACUGAUAAUACAAAACAUUCAAGUAGAUGGUCUUUAAAACUUUAUACUAAGUAGAUUCAAGUGAUAACUUUCUUUUAAAAGUGAAGAGUUGAUGAUUGCACAUAGUAAAUUCAUGAACUAUACAGUAGGUUUGUAUCAAACAAGAAUUUUAUUUUAAAUGAAAAUCUGUUGAUUGAUAAACACAAUAUACAUCUUUGACUAUUUUAGUCCUUGUUCUCUGCUAGACCUCAUGUGUCUCAUAAUUUAAAAGGGGUAGUGAACGAAUUAGUGUGGUCUCCUUGGAUAUAUUUGAACUCCCUAGAUACUGUUUGAUACUACGGCUUUGUGCUUGCUUUCCAAUAUACUGAAUAAUUUUAAAUGAUCUAGACACUGAUUUAGACAUUUUGACUUAUGUUAAAUUCUAAGGAGACAACUUUGACAUUGCUAUUUAUUAUGUCACAACACAGUGACUUUCCUUUUGAAACAUUUAGGAUUCAAUAGGAGACCCAGUGGAAUAAGUAGAAAUGGGGAAAAUCCUUUGUGUUAAAGUAGAGACAUUUUCCCAAGGAGUACAGAAAUCAGGUUGCAUUCCAUUUUCGGUCAUCUUCUCCCACAAUUGUUAGGAUGUAGGUCAUUGCACAUAGCUGAUACCCAGGUAAUUCCCUUAUGUGAAUUAUGAAACUAAAGCUCAAAAGGCACAUCAAAGAGCUUAACAUAUACUUGGCACUCAGUAGAAAUUUGGCUUUAUUAUGGGAUGGUCCAAUUCUUGUAUAAGGAAGGAAAGUUGAAAAGCAAUUAUUCUAUUAUUAAUCGGGUGUCCCCUAUGUUUCUUUAGCAUGUAAAGUAGUCAUAAUUCUAAACCUGUUAUACUUGAACAUCACCUAAGAGGAGUAAAAUAAGAAGCUAGCAAAACUCUGAGGCCAAAGUUAAUUCUGUCCUAACAGCUUUAAUAUAAAUGCUUGUUGAUUUUGAAUAAUCCUUUUAAAUACAGACCACUUAUGUUAAUAUCCUUUCAGCAAAUUGUUGAUAUUAAAAAGAUCAGCUUUUAUGGCAUUGAAGAAUGUACCUAUCUGCUAAAACACAAAAGUUGCUUGGUAUAUAUAUAAGGUGGAGAAGCUGCGUGAAAUUUUAAGUAUUUAUUUCAGAAAGUACUGAUCAGGAAAUAGUGUAAUUUUCCACUGAUCUGCCCCGUCCUCUGUGUGUGUGUGUGUGUGUGUGUGUGUGUGUGUGUAUGUUCUCGCAUUUGUAAUUGUAGCUAUACCUUUUGAUUUUACCCUGUUUAUUGUUUAACAGUGAUAGACCAUUGUUUUCAUCUUGCUGGUGGAAAACACAAAGGUGAAACCCACUCUUCUAUUCUGAUGUUCACCAGGCAGAGCAGUUUUCUUACUUGUUAGCUACUCUGGUUGGUUUAAGGUUUUGGUACUUCACAAAAGCACUGCUAGAAGGUACAUGCAUAUUAAUAUCACUAGUUCUGAGGAGGUUUGGAUACAUUUGUUUUACUAUAUGUAGAAUGUACAGUGAACUUUUUCUUUUUAGCAAAAUUACUCAUUUUAGGUCUAAUAUUGAGCUAACAGAUCUACUGUGAGAAUGAGAUGACAUGUACUGUGAGAAUAACAUAAAUGAUAGUUUAUUUGGAAAUUUUUAUACUUGGUGUUUAUAUAUUAUGAUAAAUAUGUACACAUACAUGCAAUCAAUGUGAAUCUUUUGUUUUAAAUGGAAUUGCAACCACAAUCAUUUCUAAAAGAACAUUCAUUCCUAGUGAGGGUUUUCAAAAGCCACUAAAAGAAUAAAGUAGAUGAAAAUGCAAAGGGUCAUCAUUUUGGGUUAUUUUUAUUUUAAAAUUUAUAGUUCUACUUUUUGAAAAAAAAUUUUAUUACUAUGAUUAUUUGUGAUUGAAAUGUCAUCUAGUAGUAAGCAGUAUAGUAAUAGUAUGCUACUUUUUAAUUGCUGGCAAACAGCUUUAAGUGCACUUUCUUUGAUUACACUUCCAUUUUUUGUUAAACUUGAAUUUUCUAAAGGCUUUUAUGUACCACUAAGCAAAGAACUAACUUUUAAAUAAAUCUGAUAGGCAUCUUUAUUAUAUUUCUAAUUGUUACAAAACUACUUUCUAAAGUAACUUCAGUCCUCUAAUAUAGCUGGGAAACUGUUAUGAAAUAGAAUCAGUUGCUUAUUCUUCCUAUAUUCAAUUAAGCACUAACAGGUUUUACUACUUUGUUGCCUUUACGUUGCUGAUUCUUAAUGACUGAAUUCUGUCCCCUAUUUGUUUUGUUUGAAAUUUAAAGUUAUUUUCUUACUGUAUUUAUCAUACCUACUGUUUUAAUAAUCUGCUUUCUUUAAUUGCAAUAAAUCCCAAAUGGAUUGCAUAUUCUUUAUAAUCAGUGACUUCAGAGUUUUUCAUUAUUUGUCUUACUAAAAGUUUUGGAUGUAAAAUUCUAUUCAGUUCUUUCAUCCACACAAUAGACAUAAAGCACCUAUUAUGCAUCAGCCAGUGGAAGUGAAAAAUGAAUAGCAUUAGAUCUCUGUUAAAGAUCUUAUAAUUUAGGAUUUAAGUAAGAAAACCUAUUACUUUUGCUACAGUAGUACAAUUUGUACAGGUAUUACAAUGGCUGGUACUUCUAAUGAUGAAGAUGAAGCAAAACACAAAACUUAGAAGUACCUUUUUAAUUAGUUGUUGGGCUUAAUUUUAUAUGU